Messenger RNA from Pisolithus orientalis, 797 nucleotides. Its product is annotated as acyl-CoA N-acyltransferase. Bases 34 to 552 code for a protein of 172 amino acids. Gene Ontology annotation, molecular function: N-acetyltransferase activity. NCBI's taxonomy places the organism in Eukaryota, Fungi, Basidiomycota, Agaricomycetes, Boletales, Pisolithaceae. The record is from RefSeq and is a predicted model, not a curated record. The transcript is spliced from 7 exons. Gene Ontology annotation, biological process: protein acetylation.
CCACUAUGUCUGACGUGGGCAAAGCAAGAUAAGAUGGUCCCUCACUUUCAUAUUCGCCAGGCUACGGCAGAUGAUGUGGACACCAUCUUGAAACUAAUCAUUGGAUUGGCGACGUAUGAAAAUGAACCCUUGUCCACGGUCGAGACAACUCCUGACCUGUUAAGGGAAAACAUCUUCGAGAAGCAUUAUGCUCACACACUCCUGGCGUUCGAGGGGACGCCAGAAGCACCCGGGGCACCCCUUGGGAUGGCCCUCUAUUUCUUCAACUACUCUACCUGGACAGGAAGACCGGGGUUGUACCUCGAAGACCUCUUUGUCAUUCCGGAGGCAAGGAAUGUUGGCAUUGGAAAAGCCUUUUUUGCUGAGCUAGGAAAAGUGGCUCAAGCCAAGAAUUGUGCACGGCUUGAUUGGUCUGUGCUUACGUGGAAUGAACCAUCCAUUGCGUUCUAUGAAAAGGUCCUGGGUGCCAAGCGCAUGGACGGGUGGAUGGGAAUGCGGCUUGAUGAACGAGGCAUUGCAGAACUUGAAAAAUUUUCAACCCGCAACGAGUAAACCCGUUGCCUGCCGUUACCAUUGCCUUGUUUCUGGUUCAAUUCAAACAGUGGAUCUAAACAUUAGCGAAAAACACGAUAGGACCCGAAAGACAUCCUCAUUGCAUUAGAAAGAAAAAAAGACCAACCCGCCAUGAGGUAUUGCGGUUGGUAGUGGGUACAACGCGGUGCAAGACUUAUAUUACCCUGGAUCGGGAGGUGUAUCAGUGGAGUGCACUAUAUUCCGUCGUAACUGGCGCCACCGGC